AUGCUCAGCCCGUCAACAAUUCAAGUAGGGAAUCUCCAACUAGGAUGGAUAGGCCUCGGAUCCAUGGGCCUUGCUAUGGCCCUCAACAUCCAGAAAAAUUUACAAGCAAACAGCCAACCUAGCUUGAAAUACUGGAAUCGUACAUUGUCAAAAGGCGAUCCACUGAAAAAGAUAACUGGUGAACCAAGUCCGUCUGUGGGCGACCUGGCUUCUUCUUGCGGGGUGAUCUUUAUCUGUGUUAGCGACGAUGGAACUCUCGACAAAGUCAUCAAUGAGAUAGAGAAGCUAGGCAGCAGCCUCAAAGGCAAGAUUGUUGUGGAUACGACAACUGUUCACCCCUCGACUACAACUUCCAUCACCACUCGGCUCAAAGCUCACGGUGCGUCUUACGUUGCCGCUCCAGUCUUUGGAUCUACGCCCACUGCGCAAAUAGGCCAGCUCCUUGUGGCUGUCGCUGGCGAGGAAACAGCUGUGUCGACCAUCUUCCCCUUCCUAAAGGGCGCUAUAGCGCGUGAGGUUAUCCGUGUUGGCGAAGACCCAGCGCAAGCUCUGCUUUUGAAGACAACGAGCAACAUGCUGACUGCAGGCAUGAUGUACUUGAUCUCGGAAGCGCAUACGCUCGCUGAGAAGUCUGGACUUCCGUCCUCGGUCCUGGAGUCACUUAUCGAGCAGAACCUUGGCAGUUAUGCGCACGGUGUGUCGAAACGACUCACUUCUGGCGUCUACGUACCGGCUGAGGGUCAGGCGCCACAGAGUGGCCUAGAGCUGGGGAUCAAGGACGUACAGCAUGGUGUUGAUCUUGCGAGGAGCAAUGGCAUGAAGUUGGAUGUUGCGGAAAGCUAUGUGGAAGCUGCGAAGGAGGCGAAGGAGUGGAACAAGAAGAGUGACAGAGUCCUGGAUAGCAGUAGUGUGUUUGGUGUGGUGAGGCAGAGGGCGGGUUUGGAGUUUGAGAAUGAAGUGGUGAAGGAGAGAGACUCCAAGACGGGUGGGGCAGGCACUUGA
This is a messenger RNA of Ascochyta rabiei, 1002 nucleotides long. RefSeq lists its product as uncharacterized. Lineage: Eukaryota; Fungi; Ascomycota; Dothideomycetes; Pleosporales; Didymellaceae. The record is from RefSeq and is a predicted model, not a curated record. Gene Ontology annotation, molecular function: oxidoreductase activity, acting on the CH-OH group of donors, NAD or NADP as acceptor; NADP binding. Bases 1 to 1002 code for a protein of 333 amino acids. The transcript is spliced from 2 exons.